Peromyscus maniculatus bairdii (prairie deer mouse) is the source of this 10344-nucleotide messenger RNA. Its product is annotated as KIAA1958 ortholog. The record is from RefSeq and is a predicted model, not a curated record. NCBI's taxonomy places the organism in Eukaryota, Metazoa, Chordata, Mammalia, Rodentia, Cricetidae.
GGAGGGGCUUGGUCACUCGUGAGGCUCAAGGGGCUUACACAUAAGCCCUCGGUGAAGUCUAAAAUAUGACCGUGGACAUAUUUUAACCAACACAGCACCAAAAGCCUGCAGCAACCCCAGCUUGUGUGAAGUUGACAUGAAACUCUCCAGCCCAAGCACCAUGAGGCAGCUGAAGAUGCCUUUUAGAAUGUUUUUCUGUAGCAGUUUCUUUCCACUUCUGUGCUUGGCUCCUUGCCCCUUGUUUUGCAGGAAAGACACUGCUGAUCCUGUAACAUGGAGGAUUGUCUUCAUACCUCAUCUGAGAAUCUGUCCAAAUUGGUCAGCUGGGCCCACAGCCAUGGGACUAUUUGCAGCCUCAUUCCAAACCUGAAACACUUGCUGUCUGAAGGUUCCCAUGGGAACCUGACUGCAAUGUGGGGCUGCAGUGCUGGUCAUGCUUACCACUGGCCACUAACAGCUACUUGCAGAGCUGGGUCCCAAGAGAGGGUUUGUUUCCAGGACAACCGAAGUUUUAAUUCUGAUAGUCCCAGUAUAAUCGGGGUGCCUUCCGAGACGCAGACUAGCCCUGUGGAGAGAUACCCUGGGAGACCUGUGAAGGCAAAGCUGGACUGUAACCGGACCAGAGACUCUUGUGACUUCUCUUACUGCAGUGAGCCCUCUGAGCUGGACGAAGCUGUUGAGGAGUACGAAGAUGAAAACACACUGUUUGACAUGGUUUGUGAGUCUUCUGUUACAGAUGAGGACAGUGACUUUGAACCCCAAACCCAGAGGCCUCAAAGCAUUGCUCGCAAAAGGCCAGGAAUAGUCCCAUCUUCUAUCCAUUCGAGUUCCCAGGGACAGAUGGUUGAUGAGUGCAGUAAUGAUGUCAUCAUCAAGAAGAUCAAGCAAGAGAUUCCAGAAGAUUAUUACAUUGUGGCAAAUGCAGAGCUGACUGGAGGAGUAGAUGGACCAGCCCUUUCAUUGACACAGAUGGCAAAGCCCAAGCUUCAGACUCAUGCUGGUCCCUCCUGUGUGGGGUCUGCUAAACUGAUUCCCCAUGUAACUUCUGCCCUCAGUGCGGAGCUAGACCCACACAUUCUGUCAGCAUCCCCCUCUGUGAUCUCCAGACCAGUCAUCCCAAAGACUGCUAGGGUAUCUCUGGCUUCACCAAACAGAGGACCCUCUGGUGCCCAUGGCACUGCCCACCAGGUGACCAUGCAGAUGCCUGUGAGCACAUCACAUCCUAACAAACAGAUCAGUAUCCCUUUGUCUGCCCUUCAGCUGCCUGGACAGGAUGAGCAAGUUGCUUCGGAGGAGUUCCUGCCCCAUUUGCCUAGCCAGGUCUCAUCUUGUGAGGUAGCCCUUUCUCCCUCAGUUAACACAGAGCCCGAAGUGAGCUCCAGUCAACAGCAGCCCCCUGUUGCUCCAACCAUAACCACUGAAGCCACUGCACAGUGCAUUCCAGACCAGGAUGAAAGAGCAGCUGAGCUCAGCAGGGAGCAGAAUGAGAAAACCAUCCGGAGCACGCAGACCGCGCUCCGCAAUUUCCGGGAGUUCCUCAUCUCCAAGUACCCUUCCGAAACCAGAGAGAUCUAUGUCAUCCCUUGCAAGGAGCUAGAUGCCUACCUUGCCUCCUUCUUCGUGGAUGCCAGGCAGAAGGAUGGGUCUGAGUACGAACCCAACAGCUUGGCGAAUUACCAGUGUGGGCUGGAACGGUACCUGAAAGAGCACCGCUAUGGCUACAGCAUCACCAGGGACAAGGAGUUUAAGCGUUCCCAGGAGGCCCUGAAACAGAAGCAGAUUGAGCUCCGCUGCAAAGGGAAAGGAAACAAGCCACACAAGUCCAUGAAGCUCACCUUUGCCGACGAGCUCAUAUUGCGGAAGAGAGGACUGCUGAGCCGGUAUAACCCCGAGGGUCUGCUCAACCUCGUCUGGCUUAACAAUACAAAAGCCUUUGGGCACUGUACAGGCUUCCAUGGAUCCACCUUGAAAUGGGGCGACAUCCGGCUGCGGGUCACAGAAACGGGGCUCGAGUAUUUGGAAUGGAUGGGUCAGGACACCGGUGAUCUGAACGCCAAAACCAAGAGAGGAGGGACAGACUCGCGAGUCUAUGCCACGCAGCACGCCCCACAGACUUGCCCGGUGCAGGACUAUAAGGAGUACGCCCAGCGGAGGCCUCCGGCCAUGCGCUAUGAGGAUGCCCCCUUCUACCUGUCCAUCAAGCCAGUCGUGAACUUGGCGGCUCUGCAUUGGUACAAUUGCCAGGCCCUCGGCAAGAACAAGCUGGCCAAGAUGGUGAAAACCAUGUGCGAGAAGGGCAACAUCCCGGGCAGGAAGACCAACUUCAGUGUCUACCAGAGCUGCAGCACCUUGUCCGAGGCCCAGAGCAACCAGCUGGUCCUCAUCUGCAACAACCUGAGCCAGCAGGCCGCCCAGUCAGUGGCGGGCCACUCCAACAGCGGCAAUUUCAUUGUCUCCUCUUACGACUCUUCCUCAGACACAGCUUGACCAGGUGGCUUGUUACGCAAGACCUCACUUGGGUUUCUGUGUCCCAAGAAACUCUCCUUGUAUACUGCAUUUCGUCGCCUUUCACCUGCCCUCAGUGUUAACUUUAUAAAAUGCAAAUCUCUAUUUUUCUUUUUACAGAUAAGCCAAUGGCAAUAGUUUAGUACCACUAACACAGUAUUUAUAGGCUUGAGACAAAUAAGUGUGCUUGUGGGUGAUUACAUGUAAUUGCUGUUACAGACUUGGCAAAACCGUAGUGGUUCUCAGGCAACGGUAGAGAAAGAAUUCCGUUUCGAAAAAACCGUCAGAAAGGAAACCGAGUCAUUCAAGUCCUCACCAUGUCCUCACUCCUUGCCUCCUCACAUCCCACUUUUGAUCUCCUUCAUAGAUGGAUUUAUUUUUUUAAUUUUUAAAAAUUCUAUGAAUCUGGAGGAGACACCUUUACUGCUCCUGCCGGAUGUUGCUGAGCCAGAGCAGGUCAUGGAAGGGGUGUCUAUCAUAAGCUCGGCGUCAAGUUAUUUACGUGUGUUGUUAGUGUAGAGUUUUAGCUCCUGGACCUCACUUUUCACCAUAUAUGGAGAUCCCAGUGCUUAAAGAAUUUUUCUUUGGGGGGGGGGGCGGGACACAGGACGGCAUGUAGAAGGAGGAAUAAAGGUGCCAUUCUUUUUUGGAAGACGUCUCAUUUCUAAAUAAUAUGCAAGGUCUGAUACCGUGAGGGUGGGGAGACUGUUACAGAGCUCGUUUUUAGUGGUGUGAUUGGACCUGUGUAGGGUGUUCUUUUUUCCUAAGUCAGUGUAAAUGAGUUUGAUCAUCAGAUUUACAAGAAAUUUUAAACUUUCAAGAACUUUGAAAAUAUUUCCAAGUGUUAGAUUGUCUAUCAAGAAUAAAAGAGAGGGUAGAAAAUGGAGGCCCCACUAACAAUCUAGACACCUUGGUGGAGACAACAAGCUGCAGGAUCCUGUUACUGUGUCUAAGCAUUCAAUCCAGCUCUUUUCCCUAGGGGAGCACUUGACUCUGCACUUAGGAUCAAGGGAGCAUUGACACCCAUCUUAAAUCACAAUAGUUAGUUACCCAGCUUAGCAGAAUUCAAAGCAUUCUUGAGUUUCUUCUCAGUAAAUAGAAAUGCAUUCGUCUGUGGUAAUCUGUAGCUGGAAUAAUUUUGGUUAAACAUUUGUGGUGGUUUUUCCAGUCUUUGUUUUCAAGUCUUGAAGACUGUAGUAAAUUAUUAGUUAAAACACUUCAAAAAUCAAAUACAUUUAGUCAUUAGAGCCACAGUAAGACUGAGCUGGGUUCCUUCCCAUCCUAUGCAAUCAGUAAUAUGGAAGGGCUCUGAAAACCAUCAUUGGUUUGUCACAGUUGAGCACCCUGUUGGGGAGCUGUUUAUUCUUCAGGUCAACCUUACCACUCACAUCAGCUUGGAGGAUAGGUGGUACUUUAUUAUCUUCUGAUAUGAAAAGAGAAAUAUUUUCAUUUGCUUUACUAAAUUGUCACAGAGCCGAGCUUUCCCAUGGCUAAGUGGCUCUUUGCAUCAAUAUGUAAUAAGUGCACAGGGGCCUUUCUUCUAGGCUGUGGUCCUUAGUGCAGAAGUAGCAGGUGAGCCUGGGGCCUUGGUGGGUAGAAGUAGCUUUAUGAGCUUGUCCUUCUGAGAGAAGCAUCAUUAAGAAAAGGUAUAUAUUUCUAUACAAGUAUUGUCUAAAUCCUUUGAGCACCCUAAAGAGGAAGCAAGUUAUCCUCUUUUUAUGGUGAAAUCAUAAGUCGGUUAGAUGAAGGAGUCUGUCUUCUCACCCCAGCCUUUUUCUAUUCAUCUUAUGAGCUAGUUGUUGGUUUGGGUGGUAUGAGCCAGAAAUGAGAACAGUGUCUUUCCUUUGCUGAAGGCUGUCUAGUUUCAAGGAAUUCUGGGUGAUGUUUCGUGAUUGCACACAAUCCUCUGACCCACCUCCCCAUCGCCUCCACUUAAAUACGCAGCUGCUUUCUCCCAGCUCCUCUGCAGACCCUCCCCACUCUUGGAGGCAGACAAGCCCGCUGUAAGGGAACUUUUUGAAAGGCUGUUUUAUGUGGUAUACUUGUCAUUUUUUAUCGUCAUAGUUUUUAAAUCCUCGAUCAUGUUGGCAGCAGAGUUGGUUUUGAGAAAGGAAGCCUGUCACUGUGCACUCCACUAAGGAUGGAACUAGGCAGUUCUGAGUCCCUGCGGGUGGUGGUGAGAACUGACAGGAGCCCCUGCCCUGCCUCUCCUGAAGUACUACAUUUUCAUCAAGACAGCUCCAUCAGUAAUGUGAAUUGCUUUUAUUUAUUUAUGUUUUGCUGUGAUAACUAACCAGAUAGGAACACUGUGAUAUUUAGAUUAAAACAACUUUUUGAAAAAUGGCUUACUAGAAGAAGCAUAGCCAACUUAGAACCUCUUUAAUUAAAUUAUACAAAGUCCAUGACUACCUUUAAAUUUUGUAUUUUUAUCUAAACAGUUCUGAGGAUGUACCACUACCUGUUUUUAUUACUUAGAAUUUUAACUUAUAAAAUGAUUCCACGCCGUGGCAGAGGUGUACGCCAGCAUUUAUCAUGGUUAUUAGGGCUAAUGUGGAAUGUUCCAUACUCCGACUAACAGAUCUGCCUGCCUCUACCUCCCAGUGCUGGGAGUUUCUCCUAAAAUCAGUAAUACGGUGAAGCCAUUUGUGUGCUAUCCCUGUGUUCACUUAGGUGCAUACACACAGGAAAGCCAGGCUGUGUGGUGACAGUCGUCUGUCAGAGCGUACAGUGUGCCCCGUCCCAGGUGCUUCCCUAAGGUGUCUUUAUUAGUAAUUAUUUUAAAUGAACAUUGCUGCUCUUUGUAAGGGAGAAGAAGGUCGGACGGGUUGCCCUGGUCACACAGAGAGGGGAGAAGCAGUGCUGGUCCCUGAAGGACGUCCUGUUCCCACCAAGUCCUGUCCUUUUCUGUGGCUGCUACCCAGGCACCACUCACUUGUGCUCUGGUAAUUCUGCAGUAGGCUCUCUGAAGUCACAAGCUGUAGAUAAAAUCUCUGGUACAAGAUAGUUUUUUGAGAAAGGGCUUUGACUGGAGCCUGGGGCCCAGCAGUUAGGCUGGGCUGUCCUUUCAUAAGGUAGAGUGCUAGAGCUGGGAUGAAAAUUAGCAGUCCUUCCCGUCAAACGGGUCUGGGAACCCAGAAGUGCACUGUAGAUACCAUCUUCCAGUUACUGCUGUGUUUCUACUGAUAGCAGAUAAAGGGGAUUGUAUCGGUAAACUACCAGCAACUCUGAUUUGACCUUUCUAAGCAGAGAAAAGGAAGACAGAUCUCUCAAGGUCCAGCUUACCUGAAAAUUGACCCGUUGGGUUUGCCAGAACUGAAUGAAAGGCCUGAUUUGGUAUUGAAGAUUGUGGUUUCUUUAAAAUAUGACAUUUUAGUGUACUAAGUUGAGUUUUGGUGCAAGCCAUGAUGAAUUAGAAUCAGUGUUAGUUAGGUCCGAGUAUUGCUAUAAAGCCAUUGUCUUUGUUGAAUUGUGAUCUUAGAGGCCACCCCUAGAAAGGACCUAAGAAGUUGUCUCGCCCAGUGAUUACCAAGAUUUAGACUCAGAAACCAUAUCUUCCUUCAGGGAGAUAGUAAGGAAGGUAAAGGGAUGGAUACCUCAGAAAGAAUAUAUGAACGUGCACACUCAUACACAUUUGCUGGAGAGUUAGCUCCUAGACUUCCUCUGUCCUUUGAGACUGGCUGUGCUGAAUGGGCUGAUGUUACCUCUGUUCCACAGCCCCCACAGAGAUGAGUACCUGGGUCUUCCCGUCUCAUUAGGAUUAGAGCCAGGAGUACACAGACACCUGACUCCUGUCCUUACAGAAAAACUUGAUAGAAUUUAGAAAAGAAAUCCCACCUACGUGGAAGUAAACCAUGAGUUAAAUGUGUUUUUCUUCUUUUCCAAAUUGUAUUUUAAACCUCUGUAUAUUUGUUUGGGUUUUUAAGACUGGGUCUCAUGGUGUAGCUUUGGCUAGCUGGAACUAUGUAGACCAGGUUGGCUUUGAACUCACAGAGAUCUGCCUGCCUCUGCCUCUGCCUCUGGAGUGCUGGAAUCAAAGUGUACACCACCGUGCCCAGAAUUAACCCUCACAUUUGUUAUAGGCUGUUUGAAUGUGAAACCUAACUUUUCAUUGUAUAGGGUUAUAUCUUGAUUUUUAGCCAUGUUUCAUUGUAAAAUUUGUUAGAAUCACUUCUAGUGUAAUUGUUUCCUAACAAAUGUCACUCUGCUCAUCCCACUUAUAGUUAGUUGUCAACUAUAAAUGGGGAGGCAAACUACCCACAUCUCUAAGUAUUGGAUUCCAGUUGCAGAUCAUGGACCAAAGGGAAUUCCUGUUUCAUUGUGCAUUCUCCUGGAAAUCCAGCUCUACGGUACCCAUGUUAUUGGUUUGAGAUACAAUUUGUACUAUUUGACAGUUUGAGACAUACCUUCAGUCAAAAGGAUUACAAUUUUAUCGACAUAAUUAAGAUCUUCUUAAGUGAAUUUAUUCAGCAGUAAAAAGGGAAAAGUGGUAGGCGGUGAUACAGGUCUGCAGCAGGGAGAUUAGAAAUGCAAAGUGGGUUUCCUGUGUUAGCUGGACUUUUCUUCUGGAAUUCAAGCAUAAGAAAUUUCACAGACACAAUUUGCAAAUUGUGUUUAUCAGAAUCAGUGGAGACAAUAUCAAAUUUUAGGAUUUUUUUAAAGUGCAGUGUAGUUGUCUUUUUACGGAAUGUCUGACUUGGUAUGACAUUGGAAUUAGCAUUCUUACCGUUUUGCAUUGAUUUCCAUGGGAGCUUUACAAAUGCUUUGACCUAGUUGACUCGUUCGUGGUAGGUAGAAUUAGGACGGCAUUGGAAAUGUAGAACCCUAACAGUUAUUGUACACACAGUGUUUUAGUGGCUGUUGAGUGUCUGUGUUGUUACAUUUUAUAAGUCACGUACCUUAGAGUACUGUACUAUUAAUUUGUAAUUGAUUAUUUAUACUGGGUGUCCAUAUUUAGUAUUAGUCCAACCAGAUUAACUUUAUCUAACUGAACUUUUAUACCAGUAAUCCAUUAUGUUACACUUUAAAAAUAGCAUUUAUAACUAAAAAAACUUCUGCUUUAUAAGCAUUUGUUAUGAAAGAAACUUGCCAAAAACCAUUACAAUUUCUAUGCAUUCUAAGAUAAUUGAGUGACUUUGGGGGUUUUGCAUGUUGUUGUAGAUGCUCGUUCAGUGUUGAUAACGUUGCUGUGGAAUCGUUAGCCAUCGCUGCUAUCACUUCCUAGAGUUAGGCUGUGCUGCGUGUGUGUGUGUGUGUGUGUGUGUGUGUGUGUGUGUGUGUGUGUGUGUGUGACUUGAGAAAGUAAGUACUUGGUCUAGUCUUUGGAGACAGCACUUAGUGGCCUCACAAAAGGAACACGGUUGUCCUGAAGCACUGAACGUGUUUCCUGUGUACCAUUGCCGUCCAGAGAGCUUUCCUUCCCACACCUUCGAAAACAGAAAGCAAACAGUCUGUGUGUUUGGUUUUAAGUACUGUGUCACUGAGCGUUUUUACAGGAGAAGAGAGUCCAGCAGAGUGGCAGUGGAGCCGAACAGUCUCCCUGGCCUGGAUAUUUUAGGUUGACGGGGUAGCAGCAGGAGCCUGUGAGGCACACGCGGGCUAGCUGCUCAGCAUGGCUUACUGUUAGGAUUGCAUCUGCAAGAAUAACUAGUAAUUUCGGGGCUGGAGAGAUGGCUCAGUGGUUGAGAGCAUGUACUGCUCCUCCAGAGGACCCGAGUUCUAUUCCCAGCUACUACAUUGGGUAUCUGUAAUUCUAGCUCCAGGCCAAAACGUCUGCACAUACUUACAUAUAAUUAAAAAUAGUAGAAAAAAUGAACCAAAAAAAGAAUAAUUAAUGAUUUAAUGUAUACCUUAUAGUUCCUAAUGCCAGCUUUUGUAUCCAGUAUUUACUUAGGUCUGUGGCGUGUAUUUAGUAUGCCCAUCAGGUCUUUCAUAGCUGUCUGUCCAGUUCAGUGCCUGGUGUUUCCCGAUUGCCUCAGUGGUCCCACACACACUCUGACGACAGAUUAACUCUGUCUCCUGUACUUGGUCAAAAUUCAGCACGGAGAAAGUAUCAUUAUACUAGUAUUUAUUCUUUUACAGCAGAGGUUAAACUAUCAUGAAAUAUUAAGCAAAGAAGGCUGCAUCCUAAAGAGCCUUUUCACACCAACAUGCCAAAAUUCCCCAUGUGGUACUGGGUUUCCUCCUGUCAGCUCAAUCGAUAAUAAUUAUAAGAUCCCUUUAAUGAAAGGAUAAUCUCCUGAGGUAGAUACAGGCUUUUUGUGUGACUACCAGAAGCAUAGUGACAGCCGGUGCUGUGUUUGGACACAUGGGUGCUGAAAUUACUGAUUUAAUUCCAACAUUAUUAAAACUAAUUCCUCAAGGCCGCUGUCAUUCUUUGCUUAGAGCAGUGGCUCUCAGCCUGUGGGUUGCAGCCCCUUUGGAGGGUUAAGUGGCCCUUUUCCAGGGGUCACAUACCCUGCAUAUCAGAUAUUUACAUUACAGUUUAUAACAGUAGCAAAAUUACAGUUAUGAAGCAGCAAUGAAAAUUAUUUUGUGGUUGGGGUCCCCACAGCAUGAAGAACUGUAUUAGAAGGUCACAGCAUUAGGAAGGCUGAGAAACGGUGGCUGAGAGGCAGAGAAAGGCAGAUUUAACUGUGAGCCUCCCUGCCAGAAUGUGCUGUAAGUGUCCAGCCCUCCAUGAGGUGCUGAAGCAAUAAGAGGAAACUGGGUUCUGUGUGGUGUGAGCAGCCCUUGUCAUCCAGCCCCAGAGCCACACUGGAGCAUCUCUUGAUUCCUGUACUGGGAAAUUUCAGACACCAAAGACUGGCAUGGUAGGUCCUAUGAUGAAGUCUCUCUCAGUUGGUGGUAGACAUGUAUUUUCGGGUUUAUUUUCCACCCUUGGAGCUUGUGUUUUGAAUCUCUCUGUCCAAGGCCUUUAUGUCUGGAGCAAUUUUUUUGAACAAAUAGUAUAAAUACUUGGUAGGUUUUUAGUUUAUAGUUUCUAUUUUCCCCAUGUAAACAUUCAUUGCUAAAGUUGGACAUAUAGUUGUUAGAUCAGCCUCGUGGUGAGUGAUCAUUUCCGUCUCUGUGCGGUAAUAUAAACAUUAAAAUCCCAUUGACCCGAAGGCUGGUGAAGAGAAUGACUGGCCCUACUUGAAUCGACCAGAAUCAGUAUGUGGCCCAGCUGACCACUACAAGAAGACUUGGUGUGCUCUCAUGGAAUGGAGGCUAGGGUCAACUUCAGGGAGGUCCUUUGUUUUGUUAUAAAUCAUGCAAGUGUGCAUACAGUUCCUUGUCUUCCAUCACUGAGGACUUAGGGGAUAAAAAAACAGAUUUAUCAUUUUAGUCCCUGUGGUUGACGACCAGGCAUCUGUUUGAAAAUGCUGUAACCACAAUUAAUAUGCUUAGGGGGAAAUUUUCAUGAAACCACAGAGGGUCGUGCUGUCCUUUUAGGAUGUAUUUACUUGCCCAGGUUGGUAGAUUGUUGUCUUUCUGUGUGUUUUCUAGCCACUUGGCUUCUCUAUGAUUGACGUGGAAAAAAGUACAUGUGUGUCUGCCUCACUCAAAUCAUAAUUGAAAACUUCUUUUUAAAGCUGCUACAGUUCUAACUUGGGAAAGGAAGAAGAACAGUGUGGAUUAAAAUGAAAAAAAACUGUGAUAAUGUGUCAGCUGCUCCUGCCUGUCAAUGUUUGUAAUAUAGACUGUUUGGUUACUAAGAGUAUAUGGUAUUGGUUUCAUUUUUAUUUCGCUGCUCACUGACCUUUUACACUAAGAUGUUUCAUUUUUAUCAGCUCACUGUUUUUGCUUCAUAACUGUCUGUGCACUUGUGCUUUAAAUAAAGCUCUAGUUUUGUGUCCAUCA